Molecule: messenger RNA, 5435 nt
Organism: Nothobranchius furzeri (turquoise killifish)
Lineage: Eukaryota; Metazoa; Chordata; Actinopteri; Cyprinodontiformes; Nothobranchiidae
Gene: mapk8ip3
Product: mitogen-activated protein kinase 8 interacting protein 3
Biological process (GO): vesicle-mediated transport
Cellular component (GO): cytoplasm
Molecular function (GO): JUN kinase binding; signaling receptor complex adaptor activity; kinesin binding
Source: RefSeq, a predicted model, not a curated record
CACUGCAGACGGUGUGACGUCAGAGGCAGUGUCGGUCAGCUGGCUCCUCGAUCCGAACAGCAGGGAGAGCCUCUCCCAAAGGGAGACAUCACCAUCACCGCCUGACUCAGCCCAGAGGCGUCGGCGGCCCGCCGGAAAAGGAGCACGACUCAUGGACGGACCGGUGUUCUAGAGGCGGUCCGGGCCACCGGGGGGAACCGGGAUUAUUUAUUCAGCUAUUUAUUUAUUUAUUUCCACCGCCUGUGCAAUGGCAGGGAUCCAUGGCUGCGGCUGCUGAGAAGCAGGUGCAACAUCAUCGACAACGGCAUUUGGAUCCUUGGGAUGGACUCGGCCAGGGUCGACCCGCAGGCUGGAUCAGCGCUCGUUCACCGGGACCGCAGCGGUUCUGCGGGAGGGGAGCGAUGAGCAGGCCGCUUGUGGAGUAGAAAGGCUGUUAAUGAUAUCAGGAAGGAGCGCGAACCGAAUCAAAGUACUGGAACCAGUUUCUAUUCCAAGGUUGUGCGCAUCUGCACAAGGAUUUCGGUGGUUCCUGUGGGCAGUUUUAAACUAAAACAACAAUUUAAUAUUCCAUCCGCCUGGUGCAACUAGGACCUUAACACUGUGACGGUCUCGCCUUCAACAGGCCUGCUUUAUUUCUGUUUCUGAGGAGAACCUUUGGAUAACAGGACCCGGCUCCAGCCGCCAAUAUGAUGGAGCUGCAGAUAGACGAGGUGGUGUACCAGGACGACUACGGCUCCGGCACCGUCAUGUCGGAGCGGGUGUCAGGCCUGGCCAACAGCAUCUACCGGGAGUUCGAGCGUCUCAUCCACAGCUACGACGAGGAGGUGGUGAAGGAGCUGAUGCCGCUGGUGGUGAACGUCCUGGAGAACCUGGACGCGGUGCUCACCGAGAACCAGGAGCACGAGGUGGAGCUGGAGCUGCUGAAGGAGGACAACGAGCAGCUCAUCACCCAGUACGAGCGCGAGAAACAGCUGCGUAAGCAGGCAGAGGAGAAAUUCAUAGAGUUUGAGGACACGCUGGAAGCUGAGAAGAAGGAUCUGCAGAUGCAGGUGGAGUUUCUGGAGCUGCAGGGGAAACAGCUGGAGCUCAAAAGCAAAAACUACUCUGACCAGAUCACUCGUCUGGAAGAGCGAGAAUCAGAGAUGAAGAAGGAGUACAACGCUCUUCAUCAGCGACACACAGAGAUGAUUCAGACCUACGUGGAGCACAUAGAGCGGUCCAAACUGCAGCAGGCAGGAAGUAACAGCCAGUCAGACGGCCCCGGCUGUGGACGAACUCAACGCCACUCAUGGAGGAAAAGCAGCAAGGCAGAGCGCCCACCGUCGUUGAGCCUGUACCCGAGCGGCGAGGGCAUGGUACGUGGGGGUCUCGGGGGGGCUAGGAUGAUGCCCGGGAAAGACAUGUGGCAGGUCAGCGAGCUCGGACAUUCCACCUUCAGCUCCGCCUAUCAGGAGGACGGAUCGGAGUCGGACUCGGUGGCCGUCACACCCAGCAGCACAGGGAGCAAGUCCAACACGCCCACCUCCUCCGUCCCGUCCGCCACCGUCACCCCCAUUAACGAGGGCUUUUUCCCUCACUCUGACUUUGACAUGACGCGCGCCGGGAACCGCAGGAAAAACGGCAAGCGUCUCAGUCGAAACAUGGAGGUGCAGGUUUCCCAGGAAACCAGGAAUGUCAGCAUUGGGAUGGGGAGCAGCGACGAAUGGUCGGAAUUCCAGGAAAUCAUUGAUUCCACACCUGAGCUGGAGAUGUGUGUGGAUCCCCGCGUGUACGGAGGAGGAAAUAGUCCGUCUCAGGGCAUCGUUAACGAGGCUUUCGGCAUCAACACCGACUCUCUCUACCAUGAGAUCAAAGAUACCAAGUCGGACAUCAUCGGGGAUGUGGACGCAGGCGCUGAGCUGUUAGGCGAGUUUUCAGUCCGUGAUGAUUUCUUUGGGAUGGGGAAGGAAGUGGAGAACCUGCUGACGGAGAACAAACAGCUUCUAGAGACCAAAAAUGCUCUGAACAUAGUGAAAAACGACCUUAUUGCCAAAGUGGACGAGCUGUCGAGCGAACAGGAGGUGCUGAGGGAGGAGCUGGAGGCAGUGCGGCAGUCCAAGAACAAGGUGGAUGCUAGAAUCAAGGAACUGGAGGAAGAGCUGAAGAGGUUGAGAGCAGAAGCUCUUGGUGCACUGCGCGACUCCAAGGAUGAAGGAGGAGAUGAUUUUUCGUCACCCAUGCAGGACGGAGACAUGGCGAUGACCCAGCGGCGGCGCUUUACCCGGGUGGAGAUGGCCCGUGUUUUGAUGGAACGUAACCAGUAUAAAGAGAGGCUGAUGGAACUUCAGGAGGCUGUGAGGUGGACGGAGAUGAUUAGAGCUUCCAGGGAGAGUCCUCCAAUCCAGGAGAAAAAGAAAUCCACCAUCUGGCAGUUCUUCGCACGUCUUUUCAGCUCGUCCUCCAGCCCUCCACCAGUCAAGCGGCCGUACUACAGCGUCAACAUCCACUACAAAUCUCCAUCUCCAGCCUUGACCCAGAGACGCAGCCACACCAUGUGUCAGAUCUCCACCUCCAACCGUACGCUGGAGUUCUUCCCUGAAGAACUGGCCAGUAACGGUGUUGCGUCUCUCCUCAGUGACUCGGCGCUGCUGGCCCGCCGAGAGCAGCGGCGGGAGCAGUACAGGCAGGUGCGCGAGCACAUGCGCCGCGACGACGGCAUCAUGCAGGCCUGUGGCUGGAGUGUGCCGUCUCGCUUCAAACAGACUGGAGGUCAGACGGACAGCGCUAAGGACGGCCCACUGAAGAGACAACAGACCAAUGAGAAGGAGGACAACCGCAUGAAGAAUGUCCCCGUGCCCGUGUACUGUCGGCCCCUGGUGGAAAAGGACCCCAACAGGAAGCUGUGGUGUGCAGCAGGAGUUGACCUAACAGGAUGGAGGGCUAGCAGCCAAGAGGCGGCACCAUCCAAAGCUCCAUCAGGCCAGAGCGAUCCUCUUCAGACUGAAGAGGACAAGAAGACCAGUAACACGACACCUGAGAAGAGGAAGUCAAAGGAGCUCCAGGAGACAGACAGCAUGAACAGCCGAGUGUGGAUCCUCACCAGCACCCACUCUGCUAGCAAGGUGGUCAUCAUCGACGCCAACCAGCCGGGUUCGCUGGUGGACCAGUUCAACGUCUGCAACGCUCACGUGCUCUGCAUCUCCAGUGUGCCAGCUGCCAGUGAGAGUGAUUAUCCAGCAGGGGAGAUCGUGCUGGAUCCAGGUGAUGGUGGAGCAGGAGGUGGAGAGGACGCCGGCGGGGUGGAGGGCAUGCUGGCUGGCAUCACGCUCGUCGGCUGUGCCACAAACUGUAGCGUUGCUCGGAGCAACUGCUCCUCCCGCACCGACACACCCAUCAUAGACAAAGGACAAGCUCCCUCUGCUCCUCCUGUGAACGGGAAGAUGCACCCAGCUCAGUCAGCAGAGGAGGCCACAGAAGCAACAGAAGUUCCUGAAACUACUCCCAACCACACAGAGAUGAGAUCCGGACCCCCGGGACCCUUCACCGAGCAUGUCUUUACAGAUCCUCAGCCUCGUCUGGCAGAUGACAGGAGCACAGGUCAGUCCAAAGAGGAGGCGUCCCAACCCACAGAGUCAGAGGACGGAGGGGAAGAGACCAAAAACUAUACCAGUGUUGCCCCCACCAUGUGGCUCGGGGCCCAGAAUGGCUGGCUCUAUGUCCACUCGGCUGUUGGAAACUGGAAGAAGUGUCUCCACUCCAUCAAACUGAAAGAUUCCGUCCUCAGCCUGGUACACGUGAAGGGUCGGGUUCUGGUGGCGCUGGCCGACGGGACGCUCGCUAUUUUCCAUAGAUCAGAAGAUGGCCAGUGGGACUUGUCCAAUUACCACCUCAUGGACCUGGGUCGUCCUCAUCACUCCAUCCGCUGCAUGGCUGUUGUCCAUGAUAAAGUGUGGUGCGGCUAUAAGAACAAGAUCCAUGUCAUCCAGCCCAAAAGCAUGCAGAUCGAGAAGUCCUUUGACGCUCACCCUCGCAGGGAGAGUCAGGUGAGGCAGCUGGCGUGGAUCGGUGACGGUGUGUGGGUGUCCAUCCGACUAGAUUCAACACUGCGACUGUACCACGCGCACACACACCAGCACCUCCAGGACGUUGACAUCGAGCCAUAUGUCAGCAAGAUGCUGGGUACUGGUAAGCUGGGAUUCUCUUUUGUUCGGAUCACGGCCCUCCUGAUUGGUGGAAAUCGUCUCUGGGUGGGAACCGGAAACGGUGUGAUCAUCUCCAUCCCGCUGACAGAAACGGUGGUCCUUCAUCGGGGACAGCUCCUGGGUUUGAGGGCCAAUAAGGUGUCUCCCACGUCCUCCGGAGGCGUGAUCCACGUCUACAGUGAUGACGGAUCAGAGAAGAGCAGCGGCAGCUUCAUUCCCUACUGCUCCAUGGCACAAGCCCAGCUGUGUUUCCAUGGACACCGUGAUGCUGUUAAGUUCUUUGUCUCCGUACCGGGCAACGUUCUGGCCACCUUGAACGGCAGUGUUCUGGACAGCCCGUCAGAAGGGCAGAGCUCCACGGCACCAACAGAGACGGAGGAGCAGAGUGUUCACAACGUGUUGGUGUUGAGCGGGGGCGAGGGCUACAUCGAUUUCCGCAUAGGUGACGGAGAGGACGAUGAGACGGAGGACGGAGACAACAGCGGGGCUUCACAGAUGAAACCUGCUUUGAGCAAGGCUGAGCGGAGCCACAUCAUCGUCUGGCAGGUGUCUUAUGUCCCAGAGUGACACCGGAGUUUGUCUUGGAAGCUUCCAGCCAUCCAAACCUUGCAAUUCCCCCCCAUCAUGUAAAAGUUCCCCUCUGGCUGUAAAACUACCCUCUGAGCUUUGCAUUGUUCCUGUAACUAAUAAACCUCCUCCUGUCCCUCCAUCUCCUCUGAUCUAGUUAUCUGCCUGACACCCUGUGUCCGUCACACAGGAAGCUGUAACCAUCACCAUAAACCUCAUUAUCUACCUCCCUACAUCCAUCCCCGUCCUCUCCCUCGGCUGUCCUGCAACAGCUGCUCCUUGAGUUUAUCUGUAAAAACGUCACCUCCUCUUCCAGAUCCCAUCAGAUUCCCCAAAAACAAGUAAAAGUGUGAAUGUCGGCCAAGAGUCUGGUUUCACCCGCUGACUUCUAUUUAUCUCGUAAAGGUAACAGAUGAGUGAAAGUCUGAUAAUCUGGUUUGUUUUGACUAAAACGUUUUGUUUAAAACCACCAGGGUGAAACAUCUCCAGCUUCCUGAUGCAGGUCAAAGGUCGGAUCAUGUUCAUAUUCACACAGAGGGGUGUGAUGCAGGCGAGCGCUGGCAUGUUAUUUAUGUACAGGGAUAAAAACUGUAAAUGUCAAGAUGCAUCCUCCCGGUUCAGUAUAGAAAUCUGUGCAUUGAUCUCUUUAUCUGUGGAUUAAAUAUUAAACAUAUUUGUGUGCUGAAA